Podarcis raffonei (Aeolian wall lizard) is the source of this 1566-nucleotide messenger RNA. RefSeq lists its product as uncharacterized. The transcript has 15 exons. The record is from RefSeq and is a predicted model, not a curated record. NCBI's taxonomy places the organism in Eukaryota, Metazoa, Chordata, Lepidosauria, Squamata, Lacertidae. Bases 2 to 1441 code for a protein of 479 amino acids.
CAUGCUGGGGAUUUUUCUGCAGCUGCGAUCAGAGGCGGAGAUGAUCCGGGCGUGGGGAUUCCUCUUCUUCUGGGGUCUCCUGAGCCUGACUUGGGGACAUGAAGGCCAAGGGGCCUUUCUGAGGAUCAGGAAGAAGUACCUGGAGGAAGAGCUUGGGAGAUGUCUGGUCAGUUCGGACAUGGGAGAAGAGUUAACUCAUUUGGUAGGGGAACUCAGCCCUCAACCACCCCCUGAUUCUGGAAAGCCCUUCUUUGGACACAUCCCACAUCUGCCUCCCAGAAUAACGGUGGAGACCCCGUAUCGCCCAGCUAUUGAUAUAACAAUGCGAUCAGACGAUUCACUGAACCUCCAUUGGAUAGUGGUAUUUGGCGUCUAUUUAGAAUAUUCCUUUGAUCCUUUGGGCAAAGAGGUGGAGAUUCAAGUCACAAAGGACUUCUCAACUGUCAUGACCAUGAACAGCAGUGGAUUUCAAAUGAGGAGCUGCCGCUCCUGCGGUGGUUGGUCAGAUAUCAAAACCUGGUACAGAUCUUCCAGCACUUCGAUAGAGGGUGUCACGCCAAUGGUACAGAUUGCUCUGGGGGAAAGACUGAUCCCUGUUUUGGAUGAAAAGAGCUGUGGCCUCUUGCAGUCUGCCCUGUCCAGGCCUGGAGGUUGCCUUCUGAGCCAGACUCUGUUUGACUUGUCACCUCUUGGGAUCCAGUACUUUCUCGAGAGCUUCCUUCUGAGAAACGACACUUUCAUCCUCGAGCUGCGUGUCUCGGAAGAAGAAGGAAAGCCGGACGGCAGAGCAGAAGAGGCCGACGGUGGAGCAAAAGAGAGGCUUGACAGCCUCUUGGACUCUCUACCUAAAAUGCACAAGGAAGCUGUCACUGACAUUGCCAUGGCGAUGAAGCAGCUGGACUGGAACUUUGCCCAACUCCUACAACCUAUAAAGCCCAUCAUUCUGGAUAAGAACCACAAAAUGGGCUUUUGCAUGUUGGAAAGUGUUCAGCCUCUGCUUCCAGGGCACGUUUCUGAUGAGGAGUUAGAAAACUAUGUGAUGAACUUAACCGCUCGUGAACCACCUCGAUUCUACAGCGACUUUGGCAUGCUUUACGUGAUUCAUCUAUUGGAGUUGGAGACGUUUAAUGCUGAGGGGAUCUCCGUCUGGAGACUAGAUGAAACUUACUAUGCACCAGCUGAUACUUUGAUUGCAGACAACAAGCUGAAGGUCUCAUUGUCUCUAGAAAGUGGAUUUCUUCAAACACAUAUGAGGGGUGACCUAUCUAACGUAGUUAGCAUGUUGGAAACCCUACUGGAAUUUGAGGAUCCUGUUGCAUUGUUGGACAAUCUGGAGCAGGAGUUCCUGCUGCCGCUGGCUCCAGGCGUGGGUGAUGUGGUGAGAAUGAAAACCAGCUGUACAAAGGAAUACCUUUUGAUGUCUCUCAUCCCCAAGCAAUGAUGCCCUCUGGAGCCCUGCAUGAAAAACCAAGUGGCUGGAAUUGUAUCUUACUAUUUCCUCUAAAUUUGGAUCCAGCUCCUUCUGUUGCACCAACCAUGCACUGGGGUGUGUGUGUGUGGCAGAAA